UUCUCAAUCUCGGUCCUUGUGAAGUCUGAGCAGAUCGGCCGCCGGCCACACUCCACUCCCAUCCGCGCCCGCCUCCCCUCCUCCGUCCGCCGGAGCGCGGCACGCCGUCCGCACAGAGGGAGUCCCUCUCCUCCUGCAGGCGUCCUCGUGGCUGUGCUCUUCCUCGCCCUCGGUCGCGCUGUCCUGGGGUGGAGAUCCGCGCGGAUUUCACUGAUACCCUUUCUGCUCGAUUUCUCCAAAGUAUGAGCUGUGAACUAGUGUUACAGGAAGUCACGAAGGAAAUAGUGACAUAAAACUUGAUUUGUCAAAAAGAUCAAUUGGUGACUUGAAAUGGCUCAGCAGAUGGCUUCAGCUCCAUUGGAUGACACAGUUCUUGAUGCCCAACCCUUGCGUACAUUGACUCCCAUGUUCCCUGCACCACUAGGGCUCCACACAUUCACUCCUCAAAACUCCCCUUCAUUUAUCUGUGUGACCCCAUUUGGACCAUAUGCCGGAGGCACUGAAUUGGGUACGGCUGCUGUUCCAUCAACGUUUGCAGCAUCAACACCCGCUGCAGAACCCAGCCAGACACAGCUGCAUACUGCUAAUAUGAAUGGAGCUGCUCAAGCUAAUGGUACCGCAGUCAACAGUUUGGUACCUCCUUUGCAAACUCCUCUGUCAGCUGGCAUGCAGGAAUCUGGUAAGAGGAAGAGGGGCAGGCCAAAGCGUGUGCCAGAUGCUGCUGGUCCUUCAGCUCCUUCCGCUUCUUCAGCUCCUCUGGCUCCUACGGUUCCUCCAGUUACUUCAUUUCCUUUGGUUCCUUCAGCUCCUCAGGAAAGUGGCAAUGUUGUUUCCCUGACUCCUUCAGCCACCCCACAGGAAUCUGGCAAAAGGAAGAGGGGACGGCCCAAACGUGUACAAGAUGUUCCUGUACAGGGUCCUCCAGCUCCUCAAGCAGAUAGUACACCUGUUGUUCAGGCACUUCCUGGGCCCACUGUACAUGAAUCUGGUACGAGAAAAAGAGGACGACCCAAACGUUUGCAGGAUAGUUCAGAUAUUAUAACUCCUCCAAUUCACUCAAAAGAUAGUGUACCCCCUCCCCAGCUCCCUAGUUCAGCCACCUCACCUGAAAGUGGUAAGAGGAAGAGGGGACGUCCAAAGCGCAUUCUUGAUGGUUCAGUGACUCCAUCAAGUCAUUCAGGUUAUUCAAUGGAUGAUGAUGCUGUUGACACAACAAAACGUGGGCGACCUAGGAAAAUUGACACCAAUCUGUUGCAGCUUCCAUCUUUGUCUUCAGAUGAUCCUAGGGAAACUGCAGAUAAUGUACUCAUGAUGUUUGACGCACUGCGGCGGAGACUUGUGCAGCUGGAUGAUGUGAAGCAAGUCGCAAAGCAGCAGCAUAACUUGAAGGCUGGGAGCAUCAUGACUAAUGCUGAACUUCGUGUCAAUAAGAUCAAGAGGAUUGGAGAGAUUCCAGGUGUUGAGGUUGGUGAUAUGUUCUACUUCAGGAUUGAGAUGUGCCUAGUGGGGCUGAAUAGUCAGAGCAUGGCAGGGAUAGAUUACAUGUCAGCCAAGUUUGGUAAUGAGGAGGACCCUGUGGCUAUAAGUGUUGUGUCAGCUGGUGUGUAUGAUAACAGUGAAGACGAUCCAGAUGUUCUAGUUUACACUGGACAGGGCAUGUCUGGCAAAGAUGACCAAAAACUUGAAAGGGGUAAUCUUGCACUGGAGAGGAGUUUGCAUAGAGGUAAUCCAAUUAGAGUCAUUCGUAGUGUAAAAGAUUUGGCUUGUCCAACUGGCAAGAUAUACGUAUAUGAUGGCCUUUACAAGAUUAAAGAAGCCUGGAUGGAGAAAGGAAAAUCUGGUUUCAAUGUGUUUAAACACAAGUUGCUCAGAGAACCUGGCCAACCUGAUGGCAUUGCAGUGUGGAAGAAGACUGAAAAAUGGAGGGAAAAUCCAUCAUCUAGAGACCAUGUUAUAUUGCUUGACAUAUCGUAUGGUGUGGAAAGUAAACCUAUUUGCCUUGUAAAUGAGGUUGAUGAUGAGAAGGGUCCUACCAAUUUCACAUAUACUACUAAAUUGACCUAUGGAAAUUCUCUGAGCUCCAUGAGAAAGAUGCAAGGUUGCAAAUGCACAAGUGUAUGCCUCCCUGGUGAUAACAACUGCUCUUGUAUGCAUCGAAAUGCCGGUGACCUUCCUUACAGUGCUUCAGGCAUACUUGUUAGCCGCAUGCCUAUGUUAUAUGAGUGUAAUGAUUCCUGCACUUGUUCACAAAAUUGCCGCAACCGAGUUGUACAGAAAGGUACCCAGAUUCGUUUUGAAGUGUUUAAGACAGGAGAUCGUGGUUGGGGCCUCCGUAGUUGGGAUCCAAUCCGAGCAGGCACAUUUAUCUGUGAAUAUGCAGGUGAAAUCAUUGACAGAAAUAGUGGGAACGGCGAAGAUGACUUUAUCUUCGAGACCUCUCCUUCAGAGCAGAAUUUAAGAUGGAACUAUGCACCAGAAUUACUGGGCGAACCUAGUCUUUCUGACUCAAAUGAGACACCCAAGCAACUGCCAAUCAUCAUCAGUGCAAAGCGAACAGGGAAUGUGGCUCGCUUUAUGAACCACAGUUGCUCACCUAAUGUUUUUUGGCAACCAGUCUUGUAUGAUCACGGUGAUGAAGGAUAUCCACAUAUUGCAUUUUUUGCAAUUAAGCACAUACCCCCGAUGACAGAGCUCACAUAUGAUUAUGGUCAGAGCCAAGGUAAUAGUCAAGUGGGAUCUAAUUCUGGUUGUCGGAAGUCUAAAAGUUGCUUCUGUUGGUCCCGUAAGUGCAGAGGUUCCUUUGGCUAGACAAGAAACAGGUCCUCGUCAGGGUGUUUUUUGAAGGAGCGGAGCUGUAGAGGUCCCUUAAGGUGUUCCAUGGACCAUCCAAUAAGUCUGCCCCUCGUUGCGUGCAGUUUCAUUGUAUUAGAUUCUCGUAUCAACUAGGUUUUUGGCGUUGUCUAAGAAGGGAGAAUGAAUCUUAUGCUCUUUGUAGUGUACUUUUAGUGACCUGCGCCCCUGCUAUGACCAACCAUCGCGGUUUAAGUGAUUAACUCCGAUUUCUUAAGGAUGAAUUAGGUAGGUAGUAAAGUUGUGCUUGCAUACAUGCUUUGACUACAAAGCCACCCCAAAUGUUAAGGAGUCAGGGUGUUUGUGAACUAUAUUGCUUUCACUGUAUAGAGUUAGGGUUCGUUUAGAGCCAAUAGCUCCAUUCAUGUUGGCAUGCAUGAUUGAUAAUUCUACUUCUAUCUUUCAAGCUAGAUGGUAGCGUCAUGGGACCAUUAAAAUUCAGAGCUGUCGACAGGGAAAGCUAUCUUGAUUGUAAGUGAAGAAUAUAUAUUUGUAUAAGGUGCAGUGCACUGAAGACUUUCAUUCUUUCA
Molecule: messenger RNA, 3380 nt
Organism: Setaria italica (foxtail millet)
Lineage: Eukaryota; Viridiplantae; Streptophyta; Magnoliopsida; Poales; Poaceae
Product: histone-lysine N-methyltransferase, H3 lysine-9 specific SUVH1
Exons: 3
Coding region: 331-2808 (825 amino acids)
Cellular component (GO): nucleus
Molecular function (GO): zinc ion binding; DNA binding; protein binding
Source: RefSeq, a predicted model, not a curated record